GUAUUCGAAUCACGCAAAAUAGGUGAGGAUCUCUUGCGAACUGCGGGACUGCAGAGCCAAUUUGAUUUGGUGGACUUUCGGGACUCGGAAUUGUUUUGUUAAUAUUAGAGAAAGUACAUUCUUCUGUAGACAAAAAUAACUACAUCUUGAACUCUGUGUAUGAACUAGCCGUCGAUGGAUAGAUAGUUUAGCUUAUCUGAAAUAGGCUAAUUUUCCUCAACUAGAACUUUUAGCCUACUACAAAAGUGUCGGAAUGUCACACAGACAUAGGCCUAUACUCCUAUUGUAUAUUUAUUUAGUAAGCGAUUUAUUGGGACUUAACGAUGAAGGCUCUCCAACCACAGUGCACAGCAGCUACAAUGAGGUGAUGCCCGAGGAAGAUUACACUCCCCGCCUAGACUACAGAACUCCACAUUGGUGUCACUCUUUGAGCCUGGCCAAUGGGGAGGUGACGUGUUUCUCCCCCCGAGGAGGGAACUACCAUAGCACGCUGGGAACGCGCUGCUUGAUGACCUGCGACCGUGGUUACAGACUGCUGGGCAGAACGUCCAUGAAGUGCAUGGCCAACCGCCGCUGGUCGGGCACCACGCACUGCCGCAGGGUGCGUUGCCGUGUGUUGCCUCUUAUCUUGCAUGGCUCGUACACCUGCACCCAGGGCUUUGUGGUGGACUCCCGCUGUGACUUCACCUGUGACCCAGGCUACAGGAUGGAGGGGGAACACUCUCGCACCUGCCUGGAGGGGGGGUCAUGGGGCGGCUAUGAGCCCAUCUGUGCAGAUCAGGACCCUCCAAAAAUCAGGUGUCCUAUGUCCAGAGUUAAGGUUGCAGAGCCUGGGAAACUAACUGCCACUGUCUCCUGGGAAACCCCUGUUGCCACGGACACUGCUGAUAAAACACUAAAUGUGAUACUGGUGAGUGAAUUGCCUGAAACAGGCUUCAAAGAGGGGACAAACCUUGUCCAGUACAAAGUCUAUGACCAAGCCAGGAACAGGGCUACCUGCAGGUUUAUUGUGCGUGUUGAGGUGAGGAGGUGUCCAGUCCUCAAACCUCCUCUGCAUGGCUACGUCACCUGCUCCUCCGAUGGGAAUAACUACGGAGCGGAGUGUGUGUGUCACUGUGACGGGGGCUACGAGAGAAGGGGAGCCUCCUCCCGUGUCUGCCAGUUUGACCACAGCUGGACCCACGAACCUGCUGAGUGUAUUGCUAUGGAGUUUAAAGCUGAUGUGAGGUCAGCCUCUGCCCUCCUGGAACAGUUCUAUGAGAAAAGGAGGCUCCUGAUUGUGUCGGCGCCCAACAUUGCUGAUCAGGACUACAAGCUCCAGAACCUAAUGAUACAGAAAGCGAGCUGUGGCCUGGAGCUGAGGCAUGUGACGGUGAUCGAGCUGGUGGGUUCGCCUCCGAGAGAGAGGGGUCGCAUCAAGGACCGUCGGCUGGGCCCUGAGGUCAUCCAGGGCCUGAGGCUGGCCCUGAGAAUCUCCAGAUCCUACUUCAACAUGGUGCUGCUGGAUAAGCAGAGUGUGGACCGAGAGAGAUUCAUCACCACCACCACCUCAGACGAGCUCUUCUCACACAUUGAUGACUACCUGCUGGACGAGGAGGAGCGAAACAGGCUAGAACUGUACAGGGACCACUGUGACUAGAUCAACAGUGCACCCCCUGGUGGAUGCUGGAGAGUACUGUCACCCCUCGGUCCUUGAGGAAAUUUUCUGUGCUGUAGAGAUUUAACAUAAGCAGACUUUAAAUUAGUCUACUGCAGGACAAGAGGAGGAACUUGGAACACAAUAAAUGUUUUUUGGAGGUAGUCAUUGUUUGAGUCUGUCUCAAAGUAUUAUUAGGAUUUUUACCUUUUUAUACCUUCUAACAUUUUCACUAACAAACAUGAAUGAUUACAGGUUUAGUCAGUUCAUAUAUUUAUUAUGUGAAUAAACUAUUUUAUACAGGCAUGAUUCAAAAUAAACUUAAAAUGUUAAAAUAAUUAAAAUAUUUGAAAGACAUAUUUACCUUGCUGUCUACAAAUGAAGAGCAUUGUGUAUAAGAAUACAUGUAAUUUUGUGCAACAACAAUAUAUACAUAUGUAUAUUCACUACAAGCUUGAUGUCUCCAUAAAUCAUUAGUAAGGAUGCUAGCUAGAUUAUCUGUUUUACAAACCUGGAUAACUGGAUAACUAGUGCAAGAGAAAAGCACCCCCUUUAAAACCACUGUUUAUAAUGAGUAGUGCUUUCAGUGUACAAAA
Messenger RNA from Hypomesus transpacificus, 2232 nucleotides. RefSeq names its product sushi-repeat containing protein X-linked 2 (gene srpx2). The record is from RefSeq and is a predicted model, not a curated record. Lineage: Eukaryota; Metazoa; Chordata; Actinopteri; Osmeriformes; Osmeridae. Bases 254 to 1639 code for a protein of 461 amino acids. The transcript is spliced from 10 exons.